Endocarpon pusillum Z07020 is the source of this 2820-nucleotide messenger RNA. RefSeq lists its product as uncharacterized. Gene Ontology annotation, cellular component: equatorial microtubule organizing center; centrosome; gamma-tubulin small complex. Lineage: Eukaryota; Fungi; Ascomycota; Eurotiomycetes; Verrucariales; Verrucariaceae. The coding region runs from base 1 to 2820 and encodes 939 amino acids. The record is from RefSeq and is a predicted model, not a curated record. Gene Ontology annotation, molecular function: gamma-tubulin binding; microtubule minus-end binding. The transcript has a single exon. Gene Ontology annotation, biological process: cytoplasmic microtubule organization; meiotic cell cycle; spindle assembly.
AUGGGCGAUAACCGCUCUAAUCGAGUCGACAGCACGCUGAACGCCCUGCUCGACAGUUUCAUCGCUCCUCGAGCAGCUGGAGAAGAUGAAGAAGCAUUCGAAGAACGAGCGGAAUAUGCGUUGGAGCGCGGAAAGAACACCGUGAACCAGGGCAGCUCGAUCACGGCCGGCGAGAUCAACCAGGCCCACGACCUGAUCCGACGCAAAUUACUGCGCGACAAUGCGUCGCCGGAAAAAGCUGCACGCUUCGGGAAUCUCUACUCUCGGCUACUUUCGACGCCGGUCCUGAACCAAAAAUGGUCGAUACUGUACCUUCUGUACAGGCUUGCAGAGGAAGAGCCAGGGGAGCAUCGACGAGGACCCCUUGCAGAGUCAGCACAGCUCGCCAACCUAUUCCACAGAGAAUCCACCGAGAAGUUAAAGGCGCUCAAAGACUUGGAUGAUUCUGGGCCUGAACACACUUCGCUACUGAAUGGCUCUGACGUUAUGAGCAACGGCGGCUUUUCAGGCCAGGAGUAUCCCUCUCACGCUCGCUCAAGAACCCAGAAGCCUCCUGUCCCCAAAAUCAACCAUGCAGAACCCGGCGUUGAUCAGGAAGUGGAAGCUAAAGAUUACACAAUCGAUCCUCCCGAAGAUGCUCUCCUACGAGAUCUACCCUUUAAUCUGCAAGGCCUCUCCUCAGCCCAUCUGAACUUUACAAGUUCCACUACAGUCAAACUUCCCCCAACCUUACCGAUUCCUAUCAUUUCGCUGCUUCACAGCCUUGCGGAACCAUGCCUGCUAUACCGUGGCCUUUUCGAAUUCACACAAGCAUCAGAUGGCGGGCUGGUCAGUCAAAGUCUUCGAGCAGCAAUAGGGAUCGAGCUACGCUCUUAUCUUAGCCUCGUCGCAACACUAGAAGGAGAGAUUAGAAGGUGGUUGACUGCUGUGGAGAAAGAUGAUACACCAAUGGGGGUCCGAAAGGCCGGGGUGACCCUGAAACGUUGCGUGAUCUGGACAAGAGAUGCCACGAUGGGAUUACGUCUGAUGACUCUGGUGGUGGAAGAGUCCAAGCAGAAAAUAGGGGGCCAAUUGAUCUCUCUCAUUCAUGGUUUCUCUUCGUCCCAUGGCGACCCUUUCGUGGGCGCAUUUGCCGAAAGAUUACUCACCCGAGUCACCCGGCCUUUCUAUGAUAUGCUUCGACGGUGGAUCUAUGACGGAGAAUUGGUAGACCCAUACCAUGAAUUCUUCGUAUCUGAGCCUGACCCAUCCACUCGCCCCGACGUUGAUCCAAGGCGAGUCGAGACAUCUGUGUGGGAAGACAAAUAUAGCCUCGAUCCAUCGAUGAUGCCUUCCAUCAUCUCCGCCGACUUUGCAAAGAAGAUCUUCCUCAUCGGCAAAUCUCUCAACUUCCUCCGUCACAACUGCGGUGAUUCAGAUUGGGUAAUUGAGCACUCCAAGUCAGCAACCAAAGAACUCCGGUACGGAGACACCGCCACACUUGAAGCUUCUAUCGAUAAAGCCUACAAAACCACAAUGACGCGACUCACUCACCUCAUGUCCCACAAAUAUCACCUCUUUACUCAUUUUAACGCCAUCAAGAAGUAUCUACUUCUCUCACAAGGCGACUUCAUCGCUCUGCUCAUGGAAUCGCUUGCGCCACACCUCGAUCGUCCCGCAUACUCACAAUACCGCCACACCCUGACAUCACAACUUGAACACGCCAUACGGCAUUCUAACGCACAAUACGACGACCCGGAGGUGUUGCGUCGACUUGAUGCUCGAAUGGUAGAGCUUGGCUCUGGAGAAAUCGGUUGGGACUCCUUCACGCUAGAGUACAAAAUCUCACCACCAUGUGAUGUCGUCAUCACCCAGUGGGCAAGCAUGCAGUAUCUCAAAGUAUUCAAUCUACUCUGGCGGAUCAAGCGGGUCGAGUUCUCGCUAUCGACGACCUGGCGGCGCUGCAUGACCGGAUCGAGAGGCAUUCUCUCCUCCGUCGAGGAUAGAGUCGGUGGGGAUUGGAAACGAGCUCGAUGCGUGAUUGCUGAGAUGGUCCAUUUCGUUAAUCAGCUGCAAUACUAUAUCCUCUUUGAAGUGAUUGAAGCUAGUUGGGAUCAGUUGCAGACAGCGAUGAACAAACAGGAUUCCACACUCGACGACCUGAUCGAAGCCCACAAGAAAUACAUCAACUCCAUCACGCACAAAGGUCUGCUCGGCAACCCCCGACAUGCCAGUACGGGCCAACGGGAGGAUUCAUUCCUAUCGCAGCUACACUACGUCCUGAAGAAUAUGUUGGCGUACAAGGAUGUCGUGGACGGGCUGUACUCGUACUCCAUAGCGGAGUUCACUCGACGACAGGAAUUCAGUGCCAAGAUCGAGCACCGGACUGCACAGGGGAAAUGGGGCAUCACGGAGCGAGACCUGCUUCCAUCGGAAUCCUCACGUGCCUCGACACCUAUCUCUGUGGGCAACCAGCCGUAUCGGCAAUCCGCGCUCCUGUCUGACAGUGACUCGCCACUCCCGCUCGGCUCCAUUGGCGCAGGAGCUGACAAGAACCUCCUCGUUUCGCUUCGUGCGCGUCUCCUUCAGCUCUCCGCAGAGUUCAAGAGCAGAGUCAACAUGCUGCUCUAUGAUCUUGCGCAUCAGCCGGAUGUGGAUAUGCGGUUUCUGGGUGUGGUGAUGAAUUUCAAUGAAGUCUAUAAGCCGGUCAAUGUGAGGAGGCAGAAGGUGAAAGAGCGGGAAAGGGAGAGGAGGGAGAUGGAGAGAAGAAGUAGGGAGGUUAGUGCCGUUGCUGGUGAGGAAGGGGAGGGGAGUGGGAGCCGAAGCGCUGCAAGAGCUUGA